Ornithorhynchus anatinus (platypus) is the source of this 2382-nucleotide messenger RNA. RefSeq names its product HtrA serine peptidase 3 (gene HTRA3). The transcript is spliced from 9 exons. Gene Ontology annotation, cellular component: extracellular region. Gene Ontology annotation, molecular function: serine-type endopeptidase activity; protein binding. Bases 660 to 2075 code for a protein of 471 amino acids. NCBI's taxonomy places the organism in Eukaryota, Metazoa, Chordata, Mammalia, Monotremata, Ornithorhynchidae. Gene Ontology annotation, biological process: proteolysis. The record is from RefSeq and is a predicted model, not a curated record.
CUUCUCCUCGUGGGGAGGAGACUGGGAGGCCCCACCGGGCUUAAAACCCGCAGCCCGCCGGCCCCUGGGCCACAGCGGCAGAGGCCGGCCUGCGCGCUUCCCCUCCGGAUCCAGGACCCCCAGGGCCCCCUCCCCAGGACCCCCCAUCGGCCGCAGAUUCCACGCCGCCACUGCCCCCUCAUCCUCCUUUUCUCCUGGACGCUGAGCCGCAGCGCUCUCCGACCCUGCGGGCCGCCUCGCCUCUCUCCGCGCACCUCUCCUUGGGUACUUCUCCUUGCGCCCCUCUCCUUGGACACCUCUUCUUGGGCACUUCUCCUUGGACACCUCUUCUUGGGCACAUUUCUUUGCGCACCUUUCCUUGGUCACCUCUCCUUGGGCACCUCUCCUUGCACCCAUCUCUUUGGACACCUCUCCUUGGGCAUCUCCCUCGGGGUACCUCUCCUUGGGCACCUCUCCUUGCACACAUCUCUUUGGACACCUCUCCUUGGGCAUCUCUCUCUGGGUACCUCUCCUUGGGCACCCCUCUUUCCGCACCUCUCCUUGGGCACUUCUCUGUGGGCCCCUCUCGUUGCUCACCUCUCCUUGGGCACCCCUCUUUGCGCACCUCUCCUUGGGCACUUCUCUGUGGGCCCCUCUCCUUGCGCACCCGUCCCCGGGUCAUGGGGACGAGCGGCCUCUUGCUGAGCGCCCUGGGGCUCCUGGCCCUGAGCGGGCGGGCGAGGGGGGCGGCGGAGCCGGCGGAGGGGGAGCCCCCGGGGGCGCCCGGCCGGUGCCCUGCCCGCUGCGACCCGGCCCAGUGCCCCAGCCGGCCGUGCCCCGGCGGCUACGUGCUGGACGGCUGCGGCUGCUGCCUGGUGUGCGUGGGGGGCGAAGGGCGGCCCUGCGGGCGGCCCGACGACCCGCCCUGCCCCGAGGGCCUGCGGUGCGGGCAGCCCUCGGCCGGCCUGGCCCGCUGCCACUGCCCCCUGGCCCAGCCCGUCUGCGCCGCCGACGGCCGCACCUAUGCCAACGUCUGCCAGCUCAAGGCGCUCAGCCGCCAGGCCCUGCGCCUCGGCCUCCCGCCCCUCCUCCAGCUGCACCCGGGACCGUGCCAACCGGGUGAGCAGCAGCUGAGCAGUCCGAGAUUCAAGUUCAACUUCAUCGCUGAUGUGGUAGAGAAGAUCGCCCCGGCCGUGGCUCACAUCGAGCUCUUCUUGAGGCAUCCCCUGUUUGGGCGGAACGUGCCCCUGUCGAGCGGGUCGGGGUUCAUCGUGUCGGAGUCGGGGCUGAUAGUGACCAACGCCCACGUGGUGACCAGCUCCAACGCGGCCUCGGGGCGCCAACAGCUGAAGGUCCAGCUGCAGGACGGACACACCUACGAGGCGACCAUCCGACACAUCGACAAGAAGUCCGACAUCGCCACCCUCAAGAUCAACCCCAAGAAAAAACUUCCAGUGUUGUUGCUGGGUCACUCAUCUGACCUGCGGCCCGGAGAGUUUGUCGUGGCCAUCGGAAGCCCCUUUGCCUUACAGAACACGGUGACGACGGGAAUCGUCAGCACGGCCCAGCGAGACGGGAAGGAGCUCGGCCUGAAGGACUCGGACAUGGACUACAUUCAGACGGACGCCAUCAUCAACUAUGGAAAUUCUGGAGGACCGCUGGUUAAUUUGGAUGGAGAAGUAAUUGGGAUAAACACUUUGAAAGUGACAGCCGGGAUUUCCUUUGCGAUUCCCUCAGACCGAAUUAGCCAGUUCCUCACGGAAUCGCACGACAAGCCAAAUAAAGAGGUGAAAAAACGGUUCAUUGGCAUAAGGAUGUGGACGAUCACUCCAAGUUUGGUGGAAGAACUGAAGCUUAAUAAUCCCGAUUUUCCUGAUGUCAGCAGUGGAAUUUAUGUGCAUGAAGUUGUUUCAGGCUCACCCUCUGAGAGCGGUGGGAUCAAAGCCGGGGACAUCAUCGUCAAGGUAAAUGGACGGCCUUUGAUGUCUCCCAGCGACCUGCAAGAAGCCGUAAUGAACGAGUCACCGCUGUUACUGGAAGUUCGAAGGGGAAAUGACGAUCUGCUCUUUAACAUCGCCCCCAAAGUGGUCGUGUAAUUCGACGGAACGAGGCCUUGCCCAAUUCCCCGACCCUCUGAUGACGGACCGUCAGACGCCUCCCUUUUCAGCUAAUUCCAUUUCCUGUCAACUAACGAUACGGUGAACUAGCGAGUGCCUGAGCCAUUUCUGCCUAUAGUAGCUAGACGUAAAUGCGGUAAUGAGAUUCAAACGAAGGACCGGAUUUUGCCGUUGCUGGGACGUCCGAGACUCUCCCCGGAGCUGCUUGGGCAGCGUUCCCAGAAGCAGAAUUUGACCCGGUGGUUCUGAAUGUUUGCAUUAGAGUAUUUAAAAGUGAGCUAUAGCU